AUGCCCAAAAAAUCAAUCUUUAGACAACCGGGAGCACAGCACUUCCAGCUUGUGCACCGAUCUCAGCGAGAUCCCCUUAUUCAUGAUCCUGACGCAAGCCAGCAUGUCCUGAAGGCAUUUGUACGAAGGAAUGACAAGAAAGGAAAAAGUCGGGCCGAUCUCGAGUCACUCCUUUCUCCUGAUGAUGUUGCCCAUGACGCUCACGCUCAUGUCGGCGAAGCGUCAUUAUAUGGUGUCUAUUUCGACGACACUGAGUAUGACUACAUGCAGCAUCUGCGUACGGCUGGUGCAGAGGAAGAGGGUGUAGAAAGUAUACUUAUCGAGGCACCUGCUACAUCUCAAAAAUCGAAAGGCAAAGGCAAAUCAAAAGAUCCGAUCUCCUUGCGCGAUCUGCCACCAGAGGCACUACCAUCCGCAUCUGAGAUUCCCAGGAACUAUGAGUCACAGGAAGCUGUUCCCUCAUCGAUCGCAGGUUUUCAGCCGGACAUGGACCCGCAUCUCCGACAGGUUCUCGAAGCAUUGGAAGAUGAUGCGUUUGUAGAUGAUGGCUUAGAGGAUGACUUUUUUGGCGAGCUGAUAGCAGAGGGACAGCGAGACGAGGAUGAAGAAUUUGGUUUCCAGUUCUGUGAGGACGGUGAUACCCCGCAGGAUGGCCCUUCCACAGAGGACCACGAAGACCCUGAUAGCUGGGAAGUGCGCUUCGCCCAGUUCAAGAAAGAACAAAAGGAUGCACCUCCACCCAGCAACUCCGACGACGAACUGCACUCGGAUGGAGGGGACACCAUCGGAACUUUACCAAAGCUACCUGUCAUUGGUGGAAAGCGCAGGCGCAAAGGCACUUCCGAUGCAUCUGGAUACAGCAUGAGCAGUUCAUCAAUGUACCGCACAGAAACGCUAAUGACAUUAGAUGAGCGCUUCGAUCAGGUAAUUAAAGAGUAUGGCUCUGGUGAGGGAGAAGAGGUCGAGGAAGAGAAUGAUGACCUUUCAUCUGAUUUAUCAGACGAAGCUCCAGAGCUCGUUACCUCGCGAGAAGAUUUCGAGGCCAUAAUGGACGACUUCAUGGACAACUAUGAGAUGCUUGGCAGAAAACUAAAGCCAGUGCUUCCGGGGGACUCAGGCCCAGAGAAACUUAACACCCUGCGUCAAGCAAUGGGCCAGGAUGAGCGGGUACGGAUAAGAUCAGCAGAUGAUGAUGAUGACGAGGAGCUAGAUGAUGACCGACUUUUCGUCGGAUAUAGUGCUGCAGAGAAAGGGGAUACAUGGGACUGUGAAACGGUAUUGACAACGUAUUCCAACCUGGAGAACCAUCCCCGCGUGAUCCGUGCGCGAGCAUCGAAGCCGGUUCCGAAAAUCACACUUGAUUCCAAGACCGGUCUUCCCACUUUAAACGGCGAUUCUCAAGCCCCGGAGUCGCGAAAAGCUCGUCAUCGCUUACAAUCCGUUGCAGAAUAUGAAGAAGAUUCCCGAGAACCUUCAGCGGCCAAACAAACUAUAUCCCGCCCGCGCGACGAAUCCAAGGAAGACAAGAAAGCUCGCAAACAGGUUGUCAAGGCCCAACGUCAAGUACGUCGUGUAGAGAAAAAAGCGACACAGGAUCAGUUCUCCACGGAAAUGAAGCAUCAAGCACAGGGCCUUGCAAACAAGGCUCAAAGCAGUAGAACAAGAAAAUUGUAG
This is a messenger RNA of Suillus subaureus, 1674 nucleotides long. Its product is annotated as LTV-domain-containing protein. Bases 1 to 1674 code for a protein of 557 amino acids. The record is from RefSeq and is a predicted model, not a curated record. NCBI's taxonomy places the organism in Eukaryota, Fungi, Basidiomycota, Agaricomycetes, Boletales, Suillaceae. Gene Ontology annotation, biological process: ribosomal small subunit biogenesis; ribosomal small subunit export from nucleus. Gene Ontology annotation, cellular component: cytosol; nucleus; preribosome, small subunit precursor. The transcript is spliced from 5 exons.